AUGAAUCCGGGAGAAUUAGAUCGUCUCCCGAUGCCUGGAGUUUUUCAAUCAAUAAAUGCUUUCACAAUCGCUGAGGAUGGACGAACUGCUUAUUUUCACGAUCCUCAGCCUGAUGUGGUCUAUUCAGUCGAUUUGAGAAAUGGAAUCAGGAAAGCACUGAAAUGGGAAGAUCACGAUUUCAAGCACCGUCGCUGGUUAUGCUACACUCUAUUCAACUUUAAAUACUCAAAUGAAGUCUAUUUGUCGAUGUUGUUCUACAAUAAGCAUAAAAAGGUUUUUUGCUUGAUUCAUUUUCUGAUCGCUGGGGAGUUGUUGAUCAAAAGGCAGACAUCGAUGUUGAAUACUUCAGCGAUUACACAUGAUCGAUUGGCAUAUUCAGUGCAGAAAUGCUCGAAUGAAAUCCAGAUGAUCUUUUAUGAACGAUUCUCCCGAGCUCACUCAAUAGAUGGAGAUGAAAACCAAAAUCCGUUACACUUUGUCUGUUGCAUUCUCGACACGACAACAAUGAGAGUCACCACGAAACAGGGAAUGCUCCCAAUGGGACAAUGGGAAUUGCCAUUCAUCACGAAUCGAAAGCUUCAUGUUCUCUGCACCACUAGAAGCCCGAACAUUUUGGCUUCUAGGAGUUUGGAAUCAACAGAAACACUCUGGGAUGCACGGGCUAUCAAUCCAUCAUUGAAUGAUCUCACUCCGGCCAAGAAAGCUCAAUGGUGCAACGCCUGGACAACGGAAGCCGGGUAUUUUGCGCUAUUGGAAAAGAUUGUGAGCCAAGAAGAGCCGGAAGUGCAAACGAUACGUCGGGUUUUCCUCUGGCAUUUGGAUCCGAGUACAGCUAGUUGGACAAAACUUCCUUGUCAACAGGAUCUCCCGGAUUGCGCAUCGAAUAUUUCUUUUCGAAUCGGUUUAGAUGGGAUGGGAUACGUGCAUUGUGAUCUUCAACCAAGAGAGGCUUGCAUACUGAAAGUGAAGCUCGAUCAAGCGUUGACAAACGCGAAUCGAGUGGCGGCCGAGGCGGCGGCGGAAGAUUGGCUACCUUUGGAAUCGCAUAGCACCGAAAAUGGACAAAACUCUUCAAAUUUCAGAGAACCUUUAUCUGAUCUGAUUUGCCCGAUUUGUUUGGAUACAUACGAUGACGCUCGGACACUCUCUUGUGGCCAUUCCUUGUGUUGGGCUUGCGUGGAACAGAUGCGACUUGUUGCGAAAAGCGAGACCGUUGCGUGUCCGGCUUGUCGAAAGCUCACAAAGAUCCCAGCUGGUGGAUUGCCAGUGAAUUAUGGGUUAAAAGAUGCAAUUCUAACCCUCAGCCGUCUUGUCGAGGUCCGGAAUCGAGGAAUUCGUUGCGGAGAGUGUCGGGAGAAAUGUGAAGAGACGAAAAUGUGGACGUGUUUGACGUGUUUGAGACACGGGAGUACGAAACUCAACCGUGAAUCGAUGGUUUAUGUCGGAAAUUUGAAUGCGUCAAGUUUUGAAGAAGAUCCAAAUGACAGCAAUGCAGAAAGUCUACAAAAAGAGAUGAGCCAACAAGAGCGCUUUGGGCGUUUCUCGUUUUGCGCAUCUUGUCUACUUUAUUAUCAUAAAGGGCACGACUACGAAGAAGUGCUCAAAUUACGAGAACGAUCAAAAUUGGUGGAUGAGAUGAAAGGAAAAUGGUUGGAAAAGGCGAAUUCGAGCAUUCAAACGAUCAAAGAGACGACAACCACAAUUACAAAUGGACUGUUUGAUGAGGAAUUUCUCGAACGAUGCUCUACAGCGAUCUCUUCAAAUCCACCAUCGUUUCAUGGAUCUCCGCAGAAUUUGUCUCCAUUAGAGCCACCGAGGGGAUUUUCAUCGCGAAGAAGCUCAACGGAUCGAAAUUUCACCCCACAAUCUUCGUCACCGACUCCAAGAUAUGAAAAAGAAACCGAGGUGUCAAUCCCGUCCCUUGCCCCAUCUCUGCCCACUCCAACAUCUCUCGGUUCUCACAGUUCUCCUCUUCUACCACCACUUCCCUCAACUCUUCCACCAUUGGAAAAAUUGAAGCUAGAAAGUGAACCGAUCAUUCGAAGACCCACUGUUUUGUCAUCACUGCGGGAUCGUCCCACUUCCCUUCAAGCAUCUCCCCUUUCCUCUCCACUCCAACCGAGAACUGUUGUCACUGUUUACACAUUACUACGAUGG
This is a messenger RNA of Mesorhabditis belari, 2157 nucleotides long. The record is from the annotation of a GenBank genome assembly. Lineage: Eukaryota; Metazoa; Nematoda; Chromadorea; Rhabditida; Rhabditidae.